AUGUCACACACAAUUCUUCUUCUUCAAUCGACGAAUAAACUGGAUUCUCGAACUUAUUCAGAUUACGAAUCCGUCGAUGAAUGUCUCGAGAGCGUUUGCAAAGUGUUUGAAGAACAUUUGAAGAAACGUAAUCCAACAUCGCCAUCGAUUACCUAUGAUAUCUCUGAAUUAUACGAAUUCAUUGAUCAAAUAUCAGAUUUAAGCUGUUUAGUCUUUCAGAAACCGACAGGCGAAUACAAACCACAUAACAAAGAAUGGAUCAAACAGGAAAUCUUUCAAUUACUACGCAAACAAGCAGCUGGCGGCAAAUAA
Adineta ricciae is the source of this 312-nucleotide messenger RNA. Lineage: Eukaryota; Metazoa; Rotifera; Eurotatoria; Adinetida; Adinetidae. The record is from the annotation of a GenBank genome assembly.